AUGGAGGAAGAGGAUGGAGCAGGAUCUGCAGCAUCCAGCUGUGUGUCUGUGAGGAGUGACUGGUCCAAAGAACAACCUCCACAGUUCAGUAAUGAACCUGCAGCAACAAUAGUGGAGCAGGAGGGAGCAGAGGUUUCCACUGGUCAGUCUGCACAGCAACAUCAAACACACCUGGACUCUGUGGUUAUGCGGCUGGAGGACAACAUCACCAUGUUUGUGAAGAACGAGCUGAAGAAGAUCCAGAAGCUUCUGAGUCCAGAUCACCCAGAAACUUUAAAGAGCCAGAUGGAGGAUGAGGAGAUGUUUGGAGGUGAGGAUGAAGAUGAAAGAAAGAGCUGCAGAGAAGCAUUUCUGAAGAUCACACUCCACUUCUUGAGGAGACUUAAGCAGCAUGAGAUGGCUGACCAUCUGCAGAGCAAAAUAUUUGCUUCACUCCGUAAACGUGAACUUAAAGCCCAACUGAAGAAGAAGUUCCAGUGUGUGUUUGAGGGCAUCGCUAAAGCAGGAAGCCCAACCCUCCUGAAUCAGAUCUACACAGAGCUCCACAUCACAGAGGGAGGGACUGCAGAGGUCAAUGAUGAACAUGAGGUCAGACAGAUUGAAACAGCAUCCAGGAAACCAGACAGAGCAGAAACAACCAUCAGACACGAAGACAUCUUUAAAGUCUCACCUGGAAGAGACGAACCAAUCAGAACAGUGCUGACAAAGGGAGUGGCUGGCAUUGGGAAAACAGUCUUAACACAGAAAUACAGCCUGGACUGGGCUGAAGACAAAGCCAACCAGGACAUCCAGUUCAUAUUUCCAUUCACUUUCAGAGAGCUGAAUGUGCUGAAAGAGGAAAAGUUCAGCUUGGUGGAACUUGUUCAUCACUUCUUUAAUCAAACUAACCAAUCAGGAAUCUGCAGGCUUGAAGACUUCCAGGUUGUGUUCAUACUUGAUGGUCUGGAUGAGUGUCGACUUAAUUUGGACUUCAAGAAAACUAAAAUCCUGACUGAAACAAGAAAGUCCACCUCAUUGGAUGAGCUGCUGACAAACCUCAUCAGAGGGAACCUGCUCCCUUCUGCUCGCCUUUGGAUAACAACACGACCUGCAGCAGCCUAUCAGAUCCCUCCUCAGUGUGUCGACAUGGUGACAGAGUGUGCUGUGGACAAGGCCUUACAGAGCCCCAAUGGACACCUGGACUUGUUCCUUCGUUUUCUCUUGGGUCUGAAGACUAAUCAAACUCGUUUGCAAGGCCUGAUGACACAGACAGGAAGUAGCGCACAGACCAAUCAAGAAGCAGUCAAGUACAUCAAGAAGAAGCUCAAUAAACUGUCUCCUGCUCAGUGGUCAGCUCUGGUCUUCAUCUUACUGUCAUCAGAAAAAGAUCUGGAUGAGUUUAACCUGCAGAAAUGCUUUGGUUCAGAGGAGGCUCUUCUGAGGCUGCUGCCAGUGGUCAAAGUCUCUAAAAAAGCUCUGUAA
Pelmatolapia mariae (spotted tilapia) is the source of this 1461-nucleotide messenger RNA. Its product is annotated as NACHT, LRR and PYD domains-containing protein 5-like. The transcript is spliced from 6 exons. The coding region runs from base 1 to 1461 and encodes 486 amino acids. Lineage: Eukaryota; Metazoa; Chordata; Actinopteri; Cichliformes; Cichlidae. The record is from RefSeq and is a predicted model, not a curated record. Gene Ontology annotation, biological process: intracellular signal transduction.